Molecule: messenger RNA, 813 nt
Organism: Rotaria sp. Silwood1
Lineage: Eukaryota; Metazoa; Rotifera; Eurotatoria; Philodinida; Philodinidae
Source: the annotation of a GenBank genome assembly
AUGUCAUCAUUAUCUGCUAGAUUAUUAAAACGAAAACAUAUUUCAAAUAAUGACAUAUUAGAAAUUAUUGAAGAAACUAAACAUUGUUUGAAUAUUAAUAAUGAUAGUAAUUGUAAUAAUUUAUUAAAUAAAUUAGAAAUACAAUCUUUAUCAUUAUCCUCAACAUUUGACUGUAAUUCAGUUUCACAGAUUGAAAAAAAAAUUUUACAUCAUCGAUAUCGAAUUAAAAAGAAAUCUCGAAUUAUAGAUCUUAAUAGAAAAACAACUGUUUCUAUUAAUAAACAUAAAAUAAAUACUAAUUUAAAUGAAAAUAAUGAUAAACAAUUAGAUUUAUUUGAAAAUAAAAGUAAUAUACCAAAUGUUAUAUCAUGGUGGGAAGAUAAUCAACAAGAAAUUUUUAAAAAUAAUAAUGAACAUGAUGAUGAUAUAUUAAAAACAUCAGAUGAAAAUUUACAAAAAAUUGUUGAUGGUGCACUUAAUUUAAUGUUAACUAAUUCAAAAUCAAAAAUACAAAAACAAAUUAAAACAUUUAUUGAUCGAAAAAAACUUAAAAGAAAUCGACGACAUAUUCAAUCAAAAAAUGCUCAUAUUGAUUUUCAUUCAGAACGAAAUGCUCAGUUAUUAAAAACUAACGAUAUUAUUACACCAAUUAAUUCAAGUAAUCUUGGUCAUCAAUUAUUAGAAAAAAUCGGUUGGAUGCCUGGUAAUGGUCUUGGUAUAAAUCAAAAUGGAAUAAAAAUACCUAUUGAAGUUAAUAUCCAUAAUCAUCGACAAGGUUUAGGAUAUGAAAAAUCAAUCGAUAGAUAUCAAUAA